Cucurbita moschata (crookneck pumpkin) is the source of this 1081-nucleotide messenger RNA. Its product is annotated as tropinone reductase-like 1. The record is from RefSeq and is a predicted model, not a curated record. The coding region runs from base 87 to 905 and encodes 272 amino acids. Lineage: Eukaryota; Viridiplantae; Streptophyta; Magnoliopsida; Cucurbitales; Cucurbitaceae. The transcript is spliced from 3 exons.
AAUCACACCUUUCAAUAAAUCCAAACCUCUCUCUUUUGCUCUCCCAUCAACCGCUUCCUUAAUUUCUGACUUUCUUCUUCAAUAACAUGACUUCUAAUGCCUCUGCUGCCACCCCUCUCAGAAGACUGGAAGGCAAGGUGGCGAUCAUCACCGGCGGUGCAAGCGGAAUCGGAGCUAGCGCAGUGCGAAUUUUCCAUGAAAAUGGAGCCAAAGUCAUCAUCGCCGAUAUCCAAGAUGAAGUCGGCCAAAAAAUUGCUGACCAACUCGGCGAAGGCGUAAGCUAUAUCCGUUGCGACGUGUCCAAGGAAGAAGACGUCAGCAAUCUAGUGGACGCUGCUGUCUGCCUGCACGGUAAGCUGGAUAUCAUGUACAGCAACGCCGGCGUCAUCGACCGUCCGUUUAGCGGAAUAUUGGACGUUACAAAAUUUGACUUGGACAAGGUAUUGGGAGUGAACGUGAUGGGGGCAUUUUGGGGGGCAAAGCAUGCAGCCAGGGUGAUGAUACCCGAGAAAAAAGGUUGCAUUUUGUUCACAACCAGUGUAGCCACCAACAUUGCAGGCCUCUCAACGCACCCAUACGCAUCCUCCAAAUGUGCAGUGCUGGGGUUGGUUAGGAACCUAGCGGCGGAACUUGGGCAGCACGGGAUUAGAGUCAACUGUGUGGCCCCUUUCGCCGUGGCCACUGGGAUUGCAGGGCCCAAAGACCCGAUGCAGGCAGAGAUGAUGGAGAACAUGGUCACCCGCUGGGCCAAUCUCAAGGGUUGCGUCCUCAAAGCCAAUGACAUAGCCACGGCUGCGCUCUACUUAGCUAGUGACGAGGCCAGCUAUGUGAGUGGACUCAAUCUUGUGGUCGAUGGAGGCUACAGUGUUGUCAAUCCUUCAAUGCUUAUGACCAUAAGCACGUGAUGCCUUUUAUUUAAUUUUCGAAUUUCAAAGUUUGAAGUUGGGUUGAUGAUUAAAAUAAUACCCACUUAAAUGAGGGUUGCUCCAACUAAGUUCAAAUUAAGUCCUACCUUCUUCGUGUUUUAUUUUGUCGUUGUACUAUGGAUGUUUAAAUAUUUGGGUGUCAAAUUUCAAGUAAA